GACGAGAUUAGCAGAGACUAAGUUCAGUUCCUGCAUCGGCUGUUCUUGCUAGAUCCCUCCAAGCUGGACGGCAUCAUAGGCUGCACAUCCAUCGGUUGGUACGAGCCAUGGGUAUAUAACUAUAUAUAGCCAGCACUGCGGACUGACGACGUGUCCUGGACUCCUGGUCGUCGAGCACAAGAACAGCCAACAGCAGAAUAGCUUCGAGCUUUGCUUUUGAUUCAGUAUGGGGCAUGGAAGUGGUCCUGCUGCUGUUGUUGACCAGCCAGGCUGCAGAGUCCUUCCCGUCAUCGAGGAGGAGCCGGAGCCGGAGGGGGAGGGGGCAGGCUCGCCGGAGAUGACGAGGCUGGCCGAGCGCAGGAAGGCCAUCGUAGCCAGGAUGCGGGAGCUCCUCAGCCGGGCCGCCGCCGCGCAGUCUGCUCGCUCCAAGCUCCACCGCUCCACCGUCGCCACAGCCAAGAAAUGGAAGAGAGCCGUCGGCCGGAUCCAGAGGAGGAGCACGAACCAUCAGCAGGUAGCAGAUCUGCAGGAAGACGGAGACGGCGGCAUGCUGAGCUCGUCGUCGUCGUCCAUCUCCAGCCAGAGCAGCUUCAGCUGGGACGCCGCCGCAGAGAGCUGCUGCUCAGCGUCUGCCAGCUGCUUGUCCCCUGCCAACGUCUCGCCGCUGCUGUGGCCGGCGUUCGUAUCUGCACAGCGAGCCGAAGCGACGGAGGAUCAGCAGCCGGCGACCAGCGUGCUGCGUCUGUCAGGUGGCAGCUCCUGGUCGGAGGACGAUGACGUGAGGAUGGCUCACUGGGUCACCACGGAUUCAGACUUUGUCGUGUUGGAGCUCUAGCCAUGGGAGGGAGACGCUCCUCAACAAGGAUCGAUCGGGGCACAAGCAAGAAAAUUAGGAAUUCCAGAAGAUUAUUGGCAAGAAGAUUCAUAGACGUGCAUUGGCCCGCGGGCUAAGUGGGCCACCAACAUGGGCCGUAACAGACCUGCGAUUUCUUGACAACAGGCAGGCCCACAUGUUGCGAAGCCUCAUUAUUUUUGAGGAAAUUAUGUGGUAUAUAUAUAUAUGUAUGUCAGUAUGUGGUUCUGUCAACUGUGUACUGCCACCUGGACUAUUUAGCUAAUGACAUGACACUCGGUUGCAUAGCCCAACUUAAGCAUCUUCCGAAGUCAAGAUAUGGAGU
Messenger RNA from Panicum virgatum (switchgrass), 1178 nucleotides. RefSeq lists its product as uncharacterized. Lineage: Eukaryota; Viridiplantae; Streptophyta; Magnoliopsida; Poales; Poaceae. Bases 227 to 835 code for a protein of 202 amino acids. The record is from RefSeq and is a predicted model, not a curated record. The transcript has 3 exons.